AUGGAUCGAAUUCUCAUCUGGGUGUUCCCCAUUUUGAUCUUCCUCGUUCUUCCAAAGUCCAAUUCAGAAGAUGAAAAUGUCAAAAAGGCACUGCUGCAAUUCAUGGAGAAACUUUCAGCAGGACAUGAGCAAAAUGAUCAGAAUUGGGGUUGGGACAUCAAUUCGGAUCCCUGCAAUAGCACAUGGAAAGGUGUGGACUGCUUGGGAUCGCAAAAUGUUAAGAGGAUUGUUCUUAAUAAGUUCAACUUAACAGGAAUAUUUGAUGCUGCUUCUGUCUGCACAGCGAAGUCUCUUCAUGUCUUGAGCCUGAAAGAGAAUAAUAUUUCUGGCUUCAUACCUGACGAGAUAGGAAGUUGCAAACGUCUAAGCCACUUGUACGUAGGCGGGAACCGAUUUACUGGUUAUAUUCCUGACACUAUUUCCCAGUUACGUAACUUGAAAAGGCUUGAUAUAUCCAACAACAACUUCUCUGGUGAGCUUCCUGAUAUGUCCCGAGUAUCAGGCCUGCUAACCUUCUUUGCUGAAAACAAUCAGCUCAGUGGGGCAAUACCGGAUUUUGAUUUCUCCUAUCUCAAGGAAUUCAGUGUCGCCAACAAUAAUUUCAGUGGUCCAAUUCCUGAUGUCAAAAGCAAGUUUGGGGCAGACAGCUUCACAGGUAACCCUGAAUUAUGUGGGACACUAUUAUCAAAAGCCUGCCGACCAUCCCCUCCACCGUCAAAAAAGGGAUCAAAGCACUCAUCAGCUGAUCGGUUCCUUAUCUUCUCAGGCUAUAUACUACUUGCCGUGGUUGUGCUGCUCAUAUUUGCUUUAUAUUUAUUUAAGAAAAAUAAAUCUAAGGAAGAAACGGUUAAGGUAGUCAAGAUGGGGAAGGUAGCUAAUGCGAGUGAAGAGCCUAGUAGAACUUCAAGUGAAUCCAAGACUGGUGGUAGUAGAUCAGAGUAUUCAAUAACAUCCGUUGAGGCUGGAACGACAUCAUCAUCACUUGUGGUUCUUCCCAGUCCUGUGGUGAAGGAUUUGAAAUUUGAGGACUUGCUUCGAGCUCCAGCUGAGUUGCUAGGUAGAGGAAAGCAUGGAAGUUUAUACAAGGUCAUGCUCGAUAAUGCUACGAUCUUGGCACUGAAAAGGAUCAAAGACUUGGGGAUUUCUGCAGAAGACUUCAAGAGCAGAAUCCAGAGGAUAGACCAAGUGAAGCAUCCCAGAGUAUUGCCUCCAGUAGCCUUUUAUUGCUCCAAGCAAGAGAAGCUCCUGGUAUACGAGUAUCAGCAGAAUGGCAGUCUCUUCAAGCUUCUCCAUGGAUCCCAGAAUGGUCAAGUAUUUGACUGGGGAAGCAGACUCAAUGUUGCAGCUACUAUUGCAGAGUCCUUAGCAUACAUGCACGAGCAGCUUCAAGAAGGUGGGAUUGCUCACGGGAACCUGAAAUCCACCAACAUUUUAUUCAACAAUAAAAUGGAGCCCUGCAUUAGUGAAUAUGGUCUUAUUGUGGUUCAAGGCCAAGACCAAGACCAAUCAUUCCUUUCCCAGUCUGAUAGCUUCAAGUUGGAUGUUUAUGGCUUUGGUGUGGUUCUUCUUGAGCUUUUGACAGGGAAACUAGUCCAAAACAAUGGCUUUGAUUUGGCAAGUUGGGUGCAUUCAGUGGUUAGAGAAAAAUGGACAGCUGAAGUUUUUGACAGGGCCUUGAUCUCAGAAGGUGCUUGUGAAGAGAGGAUGUUGAACCUGUUGCAGGUAGCAUUGAAGUGCAUAAAUCCAUCUCCAAAUGAGAGGCCAAGCACAAACCAAAUUUCAGCUAUGAUAAACACAAUAAAAGAGGAUGAAGAGAGAUCCUUUAUUUCAGAUCCAUGAUUAAACUAUGCCAUGGAAGUCGAGUCCACAUUAGUAAUAAAAUAUUAUACAAUUUGGUCAU
Molecule: messenger RNA, 1900 nt
Organism: Populus euphratica (Euphrates poplar)
Lineage: Eukaryota; Viridiplantae; Streptophyta; Magnoliopsida; Malpighiales; Salicaceae
Product: probable inactive receptor kinase At2g26730
Exons: 2
Coding region: 1-1839 (612 amino acids)
Biological process (GO): protein phosphorylation
Molecular function (GO): ATP binding; protein binding; protein kinase activity
Source: RefSeq, a predicted model, not a curated record